Apis mellifera (honey bee) is the source of this 8502-nucleotide messenger RNA. It is a transcript of the gene KCNQ, whose product is annotated as potassium voltage-gated channel subfamily KQT member 1. Gene Ontology annotation, biological process: transmembrane transport; potassium ion transport. The coding region runs from base 1300 to 3723 and encodes 807 amino acids. Gene Ontology annotation, cellular component: membrane. The record is from RefSeq and is a predicted model, not a curated record. NCBI's taxonomy places the organism in Eukaryota, Metazoa, Arthropoda, Insecta, Hymenoptera, Apidae. Gene Ontology annotation, molecular function: voltage-gated potassium channel activity. The transcript is spliced from 14 exons.
GUUUGUAAAUUUUGCAUUACAAGAUUGAAAAAAAAUUCUUCGAACUCUCGAGCUUUUUUAUUGUGGAAUUCUUCGAUGCACGAAUUUCUUAUAUCGAAUAAUUAUUGAAGUUGAAGAUUGUGAAGAGUUCGCCAAAUUCUGGAUUGGAUCAAAAUGUAUCAUCGAAGCUUAUCACGGAGGAACAGACUUGCGUGACAAAAGAAAUCUGAUUUCGAGAGGAGAGGGAAAAGAAAAGAAAUAGAAGAAUCGUUUCAUACACACUGGAAAGAGAGUUCUUAAACGUUCAUAAUUUACAGUUUCUGUUCGAGAUUGCAAUCUGAAUUACAGAAGCAGAAAUCAUGUUUCGUGAAGAUCGAUCUUCCGGUUUUUUCGUUAAUCGUCGAUAAAUUUGCAGGAAGAAAAUUUGAAAUUAACACGAUCGUAUGUGCAAGUUGUGAAGAGAGAGUUCGAGAUUUAAUUUUCUUUUUUUUUUUUUUGAAUUUUUGGAAUCGUUUUGAAAACACUUUUUCAUGAAUCCGUUUACGGAAAAGGUUAGAACUAAUAAACUCGUGAAUGUGAUAACUCGUAAAUUUGAAUUUGCGAAAGUAUGGUCAACGAGAAUUUCACGGAAGAUCGUCGAAGAAUACAGUCCUCGAUGCCCGUGGACAGUGAGAGCGUCCCAAAGACUCGUUUGUGAUACGAUAUUAAACUUGAACUUGGUUAAAAAAAAAGAAGAAAUUAGAAGUGCAUCAGAGAAUGCUACCAGUGUCCAAAUAGCGCGUCCGAAUUCAAGAAUAAUAUAAUAUAUUUAAAAAAAUUGUGAAUUAUGGACGAGUUCGAAAGAAAGUGAAAUAGUAUCAUCAAACAUCGUUUCCCGAUUUCGCAAAGAAUCCCUGAAAACCCAUCACAUAUAUCAGAAAGAACAUUUUCAAUAUCGAAAUAUCGUUUACAUCUCAUAAACCAAGUGUCUUAACCAAAAAAUCCUUCCUCGAAUCGAUAAACCAUGAAAUCCUAACCUAUUCUAACCUAAAAUAACCUUAAAAAACAAAGGAAACAAUAUCUUCGAUAUAUCCAAUUAAAAUUUUCUUUUCAUCUUCGAGAAGAUGUAUUGACAAGAUAGACUCCUUAAAAUCCUUAAAAAUAUAAUAAAAUAUAAUAAAAAUCGUGUGAAAAGAAAAGGAAAGGAAAGAGAGAGAGAGUGAGACAGAAAGAGAGAAAGAGAAGAAACGGUGAUCCUGAGACGACCAUGAACAGAAGAGAAAAUCUUCCGACGGUGGUUGGUCAGGUGAAUGGAAGUUGGAGCCGCAAGAGAGCCUCGGGAUGCUGCACGCUGUUAUGCUAGGUAGCGGUCCGGGUCGAGGGAGACACGAAUGGUAUCCGGGAUUUUAUCUGCAACGUCGACGACUUGGAUGCAGGAUGAACCGUGGGGAGCAGGAGACAUUAUUCAGGCAGAGCAGGCAGCUCACGAGGAUCGUGCCGUCUCACGAGGACCUGGUGCUGAGCGUGCUUAAGUCGCCGAUCAGCCAGCACCAGCAACAGCAACGCCAGCAAUAUCAUUCCACGCACCAUUCUCACGAGCACCAUGUCAACUGCCAAGGUUAUCAAAAUCAUAAGAAGUGCACGCAUUCAGGUGAGAGCAACGAGAGUCUUCCACGAGGCAAGGAGCAAUGCUCGAGGCUGACGGAGAAGCGUUCGAGCGCCGCGGCCGCAUACGCGGCCCUCCAGGCGAGCGAGGAUGAGCUGAUCGCGGAGCACUGCCUCGAGUCCGAGGACGCGGCGCUGAAAACGCCUGGAAGCGAGACGGAGGACACGGAGGACAACGGGGCGCAGAUGGAGGAGGCCGCCUCCUCGCCUGGCCGCCGCUUCACCUUCCUCAGGCGGUUCCGAUCGCCCAGAUUCGGCGAGGCGCACCACAAAAGGGUGCCCACGCCGAUGAAGAGGAAGUACAGGCGGAAGAAGAGCAAGGACGACAUCAUAAACAACGAUAUGAACGCGGCCGAGGUGGAGCCGCCGAGUUUGAACCAAGCCGGUGUCCCAGACCCUUAUUAUCCGAUCUAUCUGCCGAUCGACCAGGCCUUCAAGGCCAAGUACGUGUUCCACCACAAGAAGGGGAAGACGUUUCAGGAGAGGUUGUACGUGUUCCUGGAACACCCCGGCGGAUGGAUCUGCUUCAUCUAUCAUUUCACCGUGUUCAUGGUGGUAUUGGUGUGCCUCAUAUUUAGCGUUUUGUCGACCAUAGAGCAAUACAGUAACUUCGCAAACGAGACCCUCUUUUGGAUGGAAAUAUGUCUGGUGGUGUUCUUCGGUGUGGAGUACUUGGUGAGAUUAUGGAGCGCGGGUUGCAGAUCGAAGUAUAUGGGCUGUUGCGGCAGGCUCCGCUUCAUACGGAAACCGAUUUGUAUCAUAGAUUUAAUCGUUGUGGUCGCCUCGAUGGUGGUGCUGUCUGUAGGAAGCAACGGUCAAGUGUUUGCCACUUCUGCAAUAAGAGGCAUAAGAUUUUUGCAAAUAUUACGAAUGCUUCAUGUCGAUCGACAAGGUGGCACGUGGCGACUUCUCGGCUCUGUUGUUUUCAUCCAUCGUCAGGAGUUGAUUACGACAUUAUACAUCGGGUUCCUAGGUCUCAUUUUCAGCAGCUACUUUGUGUAUCUUGCCGAAAAAGACGUAAUAGGCCCCGAUGGAAAAACAGAUUUUUCCAGCUAUGCCGAUGCACUUUGGUGGGGCGUGAUUACCGUAACCACGAUCGGAUACGGUGAUACCGUCCCACAAACGUGGAUGGGAAAAAUAGUCGCCUCGUGUUUCAGCGUAUUCGCUAUAUCCUUUUUCGCACUUCCAGCCGGAAUAUUGGGCUCCGGUUUCGCGUUGAAGGUGCAGCAAAAGCAACGGCAGAAACACUUCAAUAGGCAGAUACCUGCCGCGGCAAUGUUGAUACAGUGCCUGUGGAGGUGUUACGCCGCUGACAAAGCCAUCAACAGCGUGGCCACGUGGAACAUUUACAUCAAGGAUCCGGCACCGGCCGGCCAACCCUCCACGCCAUUGGGAAAGUUGAUUUGUGUAAAGAAGAUGUCUCUGAUGAUCCAGGUGGCAAAGAAGGCGAGCGUGCUGAAGAGGCGUAAAUCGAGGAAUCGGAUGGACGUGCAACAGCAGCAGCAACAGUCGUUGCCGCCGGUCACGAUAUCCGGUGGCAUGUCGAGCGGUGGCGCCACCGGCGACCAGAACGACAAUCAAAGGAUGGAGAACGAGGGAGACGUUAUCUUCUACAUGGAGGAACCGAAAGCGGGCACGCCUAAUCGCGCUAGACGCGACAAUCGCGUAUUUCCGGUUGGCAGGGGAAGCCUCUUCACCUCGCAGACGAGCUCCGUCACGGAGGCUACCAGCGACGAAAUCGACAUUGAUAUCGAGGAACCUCAGAGGGUUACCACGCUGACGGAGGCGCAUCGAAACGCCAUAAGGGCGAUCAGGAAGAUCAAGUAUUUCGUGGCCAGAAGGAAGUUUCAGCAGGCGCGGAAACCGUACGAUGUACGUGAUGUGAUCGAGCAGUACAGCCAAGGCCACUUGAACAUGAUGGUUCGAAUCAAGGAGUUGCAGAGGAGAUUGGACCAGACCCUGGGCAAACCGGGCAGCUACCUAGCAGGAAUCGACCGAGCAGGGAACGUGAAGCCAAUGACUAUAGGCGCGCGCUUAUACAGGGUCGAGCAGCAGAGUUUCUCGUGCUCUCCGAUUUUUUUCAUUCGAAUUACUUUUUAACUACCGAUAGAAAACGUUUAAUGAAACGUCACUUGGGUGCAACUAAUUACUCGCAAUUAAUUGAAAGAAACGGAAGAAUGAUGAUGUAAUUGGACGUAUUGGCUAUAAUAUUUUUGAAUGGGAUCGCAAAUUGGAUGAAGACUCUUCAAAUCCAUUGUAACAAUUGUAUUUAUUAUAUUGAUGUUGAAACGAAUGAGAUGAUUAAGGUUAGGUUAACUUUUUUUUUUUUAUUUUUCUGUUUCAAAAAGUGUCAAGAAUUAAUAAGUAUUUAAAGAGUUUCUAUUCGAUUGAAAUUCUUCAAAUUCAGAAUAGUUAGGUUAAUUAACCUAAAUUAACAACAAAGAAAUUGCAAAGGUAAUUUAGACAGCCGAGCGUGAAGCGUUAAAAAGCGAUAAUUUUGAUCGGUAAUUUAUUUAAACGGACAAUUAGAAUUAUAUAAAUAACAAUAACAAUUUCACGAAAAUUCUUCUGUUGCUCGCAGCUUGCGAUUAGAAUAUGUGAUAACGCCGCUAUAUUAUCAAAACUCGUAACUUUUUUUUUAUUUAUUCGAAAUUCGUUCGUUCGAAUAAUCUCUAUUUGCUCGAAAUUAUUAGAAACUUGCAUAUAUAUAUCGUGCUAAUUAAAAAUAAAACUUAUCGAUAGAAGGUAACAAAUUUAAAAUUAUCUAUUUAUCGAGCGAGCAAAGAAAUAUCACUUUUUUCUUCUUUCUUUGAUUUCAAGUUUUAUCCUAUAUAGAUCAAAAAUAUUGGAUAAACAAAUAUUAAGUGAAGAUAACGAAGAUAGCUCUAGACUUCCUUUUCUAUUCACUUAUAUCGUGCUAUUAUUGGAUAAUCUUCUUCAUUUAUCUUUAUUUCCUCUCGAUCUAGUUUACAAUAUCUUCUCUUAUAUCGUCGCGUAAAUAAUAUAAAAGUUCAAAAAAAUUUAUUAUCCUCAAUUUCAACGCGAUAUAAGAUUCUUUCAACUAUGUAGAAAUUUAAAUCGCGUAACAAUCGAUCUCGCAGAAUAAUGAAGAAACAGGUUAAAUUCUUGUUACACUUUACACGUUGCUACUUAAGAUAAUCGCAAUAUGGCGUCCUAUAACGGGUUGAACUAAAAAAAAAAAAAGAAAAAGAAAAAAAAAAAGUUUCCUUUCAGAGCGAAUCAAUUUUUCUAUUUUUCCAUAUCUUUCUCUCUCUCUCCCUCUCUCUUUCUCUCUAUCUCUUUCUCUUUCUAUUGAACUUCGCCUUACGACUCGCGUGGUUUAGCUUCAAAGGUUUGGAUCGUGUCUCGCGAUGAGUUUGUCGGUAUCAGUUAAGCGUAGAGGAAGCACGUGUUUUAAAAUUAGUCGAAAAUAAAGUUUCAAGUAAAAUUGAAUACAAUCUAAUGGAACUGGUAUUAAUAUAUUCCUAUAUCAGUUUUUAUUCAUGUUUUUCAUAUGUGAAAUUAAUCUUUCGUUUCAGAAUCAGAUUUUCAAAAUGAAGAUUUUUUUAUAUUCGCAAAAUAUACUCUGAAAAUUUGUAACAAAGACAGGAUAUUUUUAAAAAUCUUCAUCUGCCUUAUGGUAAAUAUUGGAUCAACGAAAUACGAAAGCAAUAAAUUUCCCAACUGACGAAAUCAUAAUCUAAUCGCCAUUUUUACAGACGAUAGAAAAAUGAACGUACAAUAUAAUUGCAAGAACAUAUAUUUCCCUAAUCAAGAUUCACGCGAAAAAAGAAAAACAAUUUUACACUUGCAAAUUUUAUUAAAUUUCGUGUGAAUAUACUACAUUUUUAAAUAUCCUCGAGAUUAACCAGAAAUAUCAAUUGCUUGUUGUAAAAGUGUUAAAUCAUGUUUCCUUGCAAUUUUGAAAUUUUAAUAAAAUAGAAUAUUUUAACUUGAUUAAUUUUUUCUGAUAAAGAAAAAGAAGUAAAAUUGAAAAGAAAAAUGCAAAUGUACCUACGGUCGAUAAAAAAAAUCAGACGAAAAAUUCGAAGUGGAGGGACGAUAUUGCGAUGCAGGAAACAUAAAGGAGGGAAAAUAAAAAGUAGAGAAUAAUAAUUGCGAGGAAGGCUCACGAUCGAAUCGUUUGAAGCUCUACGGAAACGAGAUGAAUGAAACUCAAUCAUAUCACCGUAGUUGCCUCUACUAUCCGCUAGCAGUAGCUCGUCGACAAUACUUGUUGACUUUUUUUAACGUUAAAAAGGUUGGAACGAUCGAGGAAAUCGUUAUUAAUCGCGAUCGAAUUACGAUUUGUUGGAUCGAUCUGGCAUCACAGAGUGCUGAAAGGUAUUUACUCUGUUUUUAUUACUAUUGUCUAAUAUAUAGUUAUAUAGAAUAAACGAGCUAUCUAAUGCGACUAUUAAUUACAAUUAUAUUAUACUUAGCGAUUACGCAAAACUAUCUUUAAGAUCGUAUUUUAAAAAGUUGGAACGUCAAUUGAUAAAUUUUUUGGAGAUAUAAAUGGAUAAAUAUCGAAAUCGGAUUAUAAAAGAAAUAUUGCAUAAUGGAUAAGCGAGAGGUAAAAAUUGUAAACGAAUUUAUGUCAUUUGGCGUUUCAAUUCCUUGUAUUAUAAAUACGUCGCAUGUACAUUAUGUUACUAUUAUAUUACGUAUAGUUGGUUCGAACGAAUUACGAAACUUGGAAGUGAAAUUGCGGGAAUUUAUUAGAUAAUCGUCAGAGCUUGUGGAAAGUUCGUGAUAAUAUUAAAUGUAAUAAUUUAAUAAUUUAUAGAAACUUUGAAACUAUAAUAAGAUGGUUAAAUGUUUCGACGUUCGGUCGUUUUCGACUACUUUACCGAUGUUAGCCGAAAAUAACCAAGAGACGGUCGGAAUUGGCGAUUUUACCGAUUGAUUUACCGAAGUUAGCCGAAGUUGAGAAUUUCUAUCUUAUCGAUUUCGAUUCAGAUAUAUUUCAAUUAUUUCGUUCGAAAAGUUCUAUUUUUAAUUUGAAUUUUAUAUAUAAAUAUGAAAAGAAGUAAGAAUUUUUAAUUGAAUAUUGAUACGAACAUUCCAAAAGUUCUAAUAAUAUUAUAAAGCGAUAUGUUGUGAUAAAGACGCAUUAUUAAACUAUCAUAAUUGUUCCAACGGCACACCGCUAUACUUAUUGUAAAAUAAAAUGUACAUAAAAAUUAAGAAUCACGUCUCGAAACGUUAUUCUUAAGCGACAUUUCGUUUUUCGGCAAUCUCUGCGGUAUAAAACAAAUUAUACCGAUAAGUCGCAAUCGAUAAACAGAGAUCGACGCAUUCAAAUCUAUCUACAGUCGAUAAUUCGCUUUGUUCCUUGUGUUUGUCCAACUUUUGCACUGGCUGCGUAUAUUUUUCCAUUUUUUUUUUUUUUUUAAAUUAACGGUCAUCCAGUUGUGUGAGUAUAAUUGAAAAAAAGAAAAAGAAAUUUACUUCGAAAACAUUCGAGUAAUCGUCGAUCAUUUUUGCACAUUUGUUGAAAACAUGUUUUAUCCGAUAAAAGUGGGGCCAAGAUCUAUAAUGGAAAUCGAUUUUGAAUAUCAAAAAACAAAAUGAAGAAGGAUACGUUUGCGUAAAGGAUAAAGUUUUCGUUUUAAUUUUAUAGAAUUAAUUUUUACGAUUUAAACGUUUUCGUAAAAUAUUUCUAUAUAUAAUUGUCAAUUUAAACGAAACUAAUAAUUUAAAAAUUUUUCUUUUUAAUAAUUUGUGAAAUUUUUUAAUUCUUCUUCGUAAAAAUUUUGAAAUUUCUUCUCGUAUCCGUCUGGAAAUUGAAUUUUUAUUUCGAAAUGCAUAUCAAACUACACUUCGCGACGCAAUAAUUACUCGAUAAGACCAACUCCAUACCUUUUUAAAGAUAAUUAUUUUCAAACGAAUCGUUGUAUCGUUUAUUCAAAUUCGAAAACGAUUCGAACGAUUCGAAAUAAUAAUCCGUGACGAAAUAUUCGCGCUUUGUAGAUCAAUCUAUUAUUGAUAUUUGAAUAACAAAUCCAGCAAUACUCUUCGAUCUUAGUCCUCUUGAUACUAGAAAUCGUUAAGGAUAUAUUAGUUUACCGAUAGUUUUAACGUGUUCAAACUGGUCCGAGAUUUUGAUACGAGUCUUGUUACAGUGAAUAAAUAUCAUCACACCAUAGAAAAAAGAAAAAAAAAAAAUAUUCCUAUUUCCCGUAACUUGUUUUAACGAUCUAUUCGAUAUAAGAAUUCUUAAAUUAUCGUGAAAAUAAUAAAGCUUUUAGAUAAUUAGAUCAAUCCUUUGCCUUCGUGUCUUCAUAAAUUUUUCAACUUUUUUAUUUAUUUAUUUUUUCUUCAUUCGAGAAAGAUUAAUUCUUUCGAGACUAAUAGGACAAUAUAUCCAAAAACAAAUUUUACAAUGAUUAAUGGAUCAGGCCUAAUAUCAGAUUUUGAAUAAUAUAACAUUGUUUUAUUCGUUAUCGAAUUCAUUAUUAUUUUAUCGUAAUAUUUCUUUGAUAUUUCUCGUCUCCGUCGAUAAAAUCGCGAGGCAAAGGAUUAUAAAUAUCAAAUUCCACGUACAUACAGAUAGAGGGGAUACGUCUUGUAAAUUUUAAUUUUAGCUAUAGAUAAUAAUCGAUAGUCAACUAACUAGAUAAUAUUUAAGAAGAAAGAGAAAAGAGAUUAAUUAGGUAAGUGUGUAGUAUUAUACAAACUAGUAAGUAGGUAGAUACAAAAAAAGUUACUGCUGGUUCUGUGACUUCUUUUGCCUUCUUUAUCGACUGUUCUCGAGCCGAACACACAGGUGAUUUGCACCGAGUUCAACGUGUUUUGAAGACAUGUAAAUAAUACGAUAUCGUCGACCGCCUUUUCAAAACAAACUAGUAAAUUUAAGCACGAGGAAUUAGAAAA